This is a messenger RNA of Linum tenue, 3589 nucleotides long. NCBI's taxonomy places the organism in Eukaryota, Viridiplantae, Streptophyta, Magnoliopsida, Malpighiales, Linaceae. The record is from the annotation of a GenBank genome assembly.
AAAAACACAAUCUCCAUAAUUAAUCAAAUUAAAGCAGCAUAAAGCAAAGAGAGACACACGGCUAAUGGACUGCGGAAGAAAGCUUAAAGACUCUCUCUCUCUCUCUUCACUCUGUGAGUCUCUCUCUCCUCUGUCUCUGCAUCAAAGCUUGAACAAGAGGAGGUAGAGGAAGAAAUUCGCAGUAUAUAUAGCCAGAGAAGAGAAACCCAAAAGGAAAAGGCAAAGCAAAUUCACUAGAUUCUUGUUUUCAUCAAACGCUAAUCCAAUUCAGCCUCUCACUGCCUCACUCCCACAACCCACCAAAAAGAGGAAGCCACCGAGUGAAGCGAGUUUCUCUAUGCCAAAGCUGCAGAGCUCGUUUCCUGAAGAAAAGAAAACAGAGCACCCAUCAACCUCUGCUUUUCCUUCCAAUCCCUCUUCUUCCUCUUUCCCCAGGCGCUUCUUUAUUCUUUUCAGAGAUCGUUCUUAGUACCACUCAAAAUUUUCCUUACCAGGAAGAAAAAAUGUGGAAAUAGAAGAGUCUCCCCUGUUUUGGGUUUUUAAGCCGGAGCAAAUAUUUUGGGUUGGAAACAAACGACUGUAACCGUCGAGAGAGGGAGAAGGUGGAUGAGAGUAUUUGUUCUUUUGCGCUGGUUUUGAUUUCCAGUCAAAGAGGGAGCAGAAGAAGAAAGAAAUGAGACAGAGCAUGGACAGAAAACGGCCGCUAAAAACUUGAAGAACGGUGGGAAAAGCUGAUUUUCUGGGGAGUCUCACAUUUGUCAAACAGUGGAAUCCAACAACAGCAAAGAAAACAGAGUGCUCUGCCAUUACUGAAUAUAAAUUCCGUCCCCAACGCUUCACCAACUCCCCGUAUCUCAGAUCUCCAAAAGAAGGGUAGAAUAGAGAUUUAGAAAAAUGUCGUCACAGAAGCAAGCCGAAGAAGCCAUAGUCUCGAGCUUCGACGAAACGGUCCCUGUUUCUGCUGCCGCCGGUGACCAUGUGGAUGGAAAAGAAGCAGAGCAAGAUGACGGCGGCGAUCCUCGUCAUCAAUCCGAGUUUAGCCUCACCAGCAUUUUCUGGCACGGCGGUUCUGUCUAUGAUGCCUGGUUCAGCUGUGCCUCUAACCAGGUGGCGCAAGUGCUGUUGACUCUGCCAUACUCCUUCUCCCAAAUGGGGAUGCUUUCAGGGAUAAUACUGCAGCUCUUCUAUGGAAUCAUGGGCAGCUGGACUGCUUAUCUGAUCAGUGUUCUGUAUGUUGAAUACCGUACCAGAAAAGAGAAGGAGAAUGUCAGCUUCAAGAACCAUGUCAUCCAGUGGUUCGAAGUACUGGAUGGCUUACUGGGUCCGACUUGGAAAGCACUUGGCUUGGCCUUCAACUGCACUUUCCUCCUCUUCGGCUCUGUCAUUCAGCUUAUUGCCUGUGCAAGCAACAUAUACUACAUCAACGACAAGUUUGAUAAGAGGACGUGGACUUACAUAUUUGGAGCCUGCUGUGCCACCACCGUUUUCAUCCCUUCUUUCCACAACUACAGAAUUUGGUCCUUCCUUGGCCUUGGAAUGACCACUUACACCGCCUGGUAUUUAACCAUAGCAGCCCUAAUUCACGGCCAGGAUCCUGGCGUGAUUCACUCUGGACCCAAGAAGCUGGAUCUGUACUUCACAGGCGCCACCAACAUAUUGUACACAUUUGGUGGCCAUGCUGUUACAGUGGAAAUAAUGCACGCGAUGUGGAAGCCGCAGAAGUUCAAGUACAUAUAUCUGCUCGCGACCCUCUACGUGUUCACCUUAACCCUGCCAUCGGCAUCAGCCAUGUACUGGGCGUUCGGAGACCAACUGCUGACCCAUUCCAACGCCUUCUCUCUCCUCCCUCGAACCGGCUGGCGCGACGCCGCGGUCAUCCUAAUGCUCAUCCAUCAGUUCAUAACGUUUGGGUUUGCCUGCACGCCGUUGUACUUCGUGUGGGAGAAAGUGGUGAGGAUGCACGACACAAAGAGCAUAUUCAAGAGGGCACUCACGAGAUUGCCCGUGGUGGUGCCGAUAUGGUUUUUGGCCAUCGUGUUCCCCUUCUUUGGGCCCAUCAACUCGGCCGUGGGUGCCCUGCUCGUCAGCUUCACUGUCUACAUCAUCCCUGCCAUGGCUCAUAUGCUCACCUAUCGAUCCGCCUCGGCCCGUCUGAAUGCAGCAGAGAAGCCGCCGGUGUUUUUGAGGAGCUGGACGGCGAUGUACAUAGUGAACGCAUUUGUGGUGGUGUGGGUUUUCGUGGUUGGAUUUGGGCUGGGAGGAUGGGCCAGCGUCACCAAUUUCAUCAGGCAAGUUGAUACCUUUGGGCUGUUUGCUAAGUGCUACCAGUGCCCGCCGCCGGUUCAGGUGGUUCUGACGAGGAAGGGCGCCGCCGUUGAUGCAAUGCUGGCGAUGGGCUUCCCCCGUAAACUGAUCAACCAAACCAUCGCCGAGCUCUUGAAAGUUUAUGGCGGCAAUGAAGGUUGGUCAUUUAUCGAGAUGGAUUCCUACAAAGCCCUCAUUGAAGCCAUUCUGGAGAAGGACGUCCCAAAGCCUGUGAGCAACUGGGCAUUAUGCAUUUGGUUAUGAACUUGAGCUGAAACUUACAAUAUGGCGGAGCGCUCACAGGAUUAUGACUUAGGUGGGAACAGCCAGAGGUUCUCUGAAGCUGAGUCCUCAAAUGUUCCACCACCACCUAUUGAUGAAGAGGUUGCUGCACCUUUACCACCACCUGGUGAUGCUCUAGAGAGUGGGUCGCAGACCGAGACAGUUUUGACCCCUCCGUUUGCCGUUUCUGAAUCCGAAUGCAAUGUCUUCACAUCCCCAGCUGAAGAAAAGGAAGAAGUUGCUGCUGCUGCUGCUGCUGGCCCUCUGGACCAGGUUGCUAAACUAAGCAACUCCAUGGUUCCAUGCUCUGAUGAAAAUCCUUGUCCAACUCUCUCCUUGGUAGAAUACAAUGCUUUCACAUCCCCAGCUGAGGGAUGCGAAGUUGCUGGCCCACCGGACCCAGAUCACAACCUUAACGACUCCAUAGCUCCAUGCUUUGAUGAACAUCCAGCUCUGACUCUCUCCUCGCCAGAAUGCAAGGUCCUCACAUCCACAGCUGAAGAGAAUGAAGUUCCUGGCCCACCGGACCCAGAUCCCAACUCCAUGGUUCCAUGCUUUGAUGAACAUCCGGUUCCAGUUCUAUCUUCCAUGAGUGAUAAGCAUAGGCCGCCUUGCCAUGGCUGGAGGAAGCGUCCUUGUUAUGACGAGCCAACAGAACUCGCGGAGCUUGAGCCAUCACCAUUGCCAGAGAAAUUGUUGAAGUUGUUGGGAGACAUCCGUAGGUCACCUAAGAGACUGUGGGAUGUUUGACUAAAGAGCUAAGGUUAUGUAAUAGUUUGGAAGUUUUCUGUAAGGCAUGUUUGUCGAUCUGUUGGCUGGAUUUGGAACUUGGAAGACGACUUUAAGGAAGAAAUGUAGUAUGUUUAUAGUGGUGGAGGGAAGCUGUUGGCAGUAAACUGAUCUUAACUUAUUUCAAGACAAAGUAUCAAAUCGUUUAUUGUGUACAAUUUUAUUGUUGGGUAGUUAAUGAAAUGUGUCCAUAUAGAUGGCAUGGAGAUGAGGG